UGAAAGCUCACAAAUAGAAGAGAAACUACAUAAUCUCUUUUUCUAUUUUCCUUCCACAAAAUAAAUCAACCCACAGAGAGACCACCAGGUCUUUUUAAGGGCAUCCCUUCUACCUCAAGCCUCCACCUCCAACACUACAACCAAAAAUGGCCAACCCGGUCACCUUGUUUCUUCUGGGGCUAAGCGUAAUGUCUACUCUCUACAAUCUGAAACUUUUGGCAGAUGGAAGGUCCGUGGGAGGACCAACCAGGUUCUAUGAUUUUAAGGUACAAACCAAGAAAGUUACCAAACUCUGCAGCUCCAAAGACAUUGUCACAAUCAAUGGCAUGUUUCCAGGACCUGUGGUUUAUGCUCAAGAAGAUGAUAGAAUCAUCGUUAAAGUUACCAAUCAGACACCUUUCAAUGUCACAAUCCACUGGCAUGGUGUUCGGCAGAAGCUUUCAUGCUGGUAUGACGGGCCAUCAUAUAUUACACAAUGUCCAAUUCAAGCAGGUCAAGCUUUCACGUACAAUUUUACAGUGGUGAAGCAGAAGGGUACAUUCUUCUGGCAUGCUCAUGUUUCGUGGCUCCGAGGAACUGUUUAUGGUGCCAUGAUUGUUUAUCCAAAGGCUGGGUUCUCUUACCCGUUCAAGAUUCCCUAUCAAGAGCAAACAAUCAUACUGGGGGAAUAUUGGCUAAAGGAUCUUGUACAGAUUGAACAAGCCACUCUAGCAAGUGGAGGAGCACCUCCAAGACCAGAUGCAUACACCAUUAACGGUCAUCCAGGCCCCAACUACAAUUGCUCCACUAAUGAUGUCCACAAAAUUGAUGUCAUUACCGGGAGGACCUAUAUGUUCAGACUCAUUAAUGCAGGUCUAAACACGGAGAACUUCUUUGCCAUUGCUAACCACAAAUUAACAAUCGUGGAAGCCGAUGCUGAAUACACCAAGCCAUUCACAACAGAUAUAGUAAUGGUGGGACCAGGCCAGACAAUGAUUGCCCUAGUCACAGCUGAUCAACCAGUAGGAAGAUAUUCCAUUGCUGUGGCACCUUACAAGUCUGGAAGGAUCGUUAAUUAUCAAAAUACUUCAGCCAUUGCUUAUUUCCACUAUAUUGGUGCAGCACCUGAUAGCUUAUAUUUAUCAGCUAAACUACCUAAACUUGACGACAGCCUGGCUGUCAAGACAUUCAUGGAUGGACUAAGGAGCCUCAAUCAAGUCAAUGUUUUCAAAGAGAUUGAUGAAAACUUAUUCAUUACCAUUGGAUUGAACGUCCAAAUGUGUCAUUCAAAGACACCAAAUCAAAGCUGCCAAGCCAUUAAUGAUGGUAUCAUGGCUGCUUCAAUGAACAAUAUAAGUUUCAUUCAGCCCAAGCUGUCAAUUCUUGAAGCUUAUUAUAGGAAGAUAAAUGGAUCGUAUACUGAAGAUUUUCCUGAUGCGCCCUCUAAGCUCUAUGACUUUGUAUACGGGGCACCUAAUAACAUUCCAUACAACACACAGUCAUUGAACGGGACCAGAACAAAGGUCCUUGAAUAUGGCAGUAAGGUGCAACUCAUUCUGCAGGACACUGGCACAGUAAACACUGAAAAUCACCCAAUGCAUUUUCAUGGUCACAGCUUUUAUGUCAUAGGUUAUGGCACAGGGAACUAUAACCCACAAACUGCAAAAUUCAACUUAGUGGAUCCCCCUUACAUGAGCACAGUUGGAGUUCCAGUGGGUGGAUGGGCAGCAAUUCAAUUCGUUGCUGAUAAUCCAGGGGUAUGGUAUAUGCACUGUCACAUCGACAUACACCAAUCAUGGGGGCUAGGAAUGGUGUUUAUUGUGAAGAAUGGAAAAGGAGAGCAGGAAUCCUUACCACACCCUCCAACAGACAUGCCACAAUGUUAAGACUACCGGAGGAUCCUAACAAUAGUACUAACUAAUGUUGUGGCCUUUCUCCUUCUUCAGGAUUCUUUAGCUCUAGCUUCCAAGUGAGCAACAUGUGGGGCUAGUCCAUUUCUUUAAGAAACAUGAGAUAACAGAUGUAAAGAAGCAAGAUUACUUGAUUAAAGAGUUCUCUUUUCCUUUA
Prosopis cineraria is the source of this 2046-nucleotide messenger RNA. RefSeq names its product laccase-6. The coding region runs from base 147 to 1865 and encodes 572 amino acids. Gene Ontology annotation, molecular function: copper ion binding; hydroquinone:oxygen oxidoreductase activity. Gene Ontology annotation, cellular component: apoplast. The record is from RefSeq and is a predicted model, not a curated record. Gene Ontology annotation, biological process: lignin catabolic process. The transcript is spliced from 6 exons. NCBI's taxonomy places the organism in Eukaryota, Viridiplantae, Streptophyta, Magnoliopsida, Fabales, Fabaceae.